Lolium rigidum is the source of this 1761-nucleotide messenger RNA. RefSeq names its product putative glucuronosyltransferase PGSIP8. The record is from RefSeq and is a predicted model, not a curated record. The transcript has 5 exons. Gene Ontology annotation, molecular function: glycosyltransferase activity. Bases 92 to 1507 code for a protein of 471 amino acids. NCBI's taxonomy places the organism in Eukaryota, Viridiplantae, Streptophyta, Magnoliopsida, Poales, Poaceae.
CACGGUUCUUUGCUCGGCUCCGCUCCGCUCCGGCGAUCCCCGCCCGUAGCUAGAUCUGGUGCCGCGGGAGGUUCUUUCCCUGCCCGGCGGGAUGGGGCGGCGGCUUCUAGGGCUGUGGUGGCUCGUCGUGGUUUUGUUCGCGGCGGAGGCGCUGGCCGCGGAGGAGACGGCGGUCGUCGUCGGAGGAGAGCCGGGGCCGCGCCGCCACGCCUACGCGGCGAUGAUGUACAUGGGCACGCCCCGCGACUACGAGUUCUACGUCGCCACGCGCGUCAUGAUGCGCUCGCUCAGGGGCCUCUCCGCCCACGCCGACCGGGUCGUCAUCGCCUCGCUCGACGUCCCGCCCAACUGGGUCCAGGCGCUGAAGGAUGAUGGCGUGACGGUGGUCUCUGUAGAUAAUUUGAAGAAUCCUUACGAAAAACAAGAAAACUUCAACACACGAUUCAAGUUGACCUUAAAUAAGCUGUAUGCUUGGACCUUAGUUUCCUAUGAUCGAGUUGUUAUGCUAGACUCUGACAACAUGUUUCUCCAGAACACUGAUGAACUAUUUCAGUGUGGGCAGUUCUGUGCUGUCUUCAUCAACCCGUGUAUCUUCCACACAGGCCUCUUCGUACUGAAGCCAUCUAUGGAAGUUUUUAAGAACAUGCUACAUGAGCUAGGUGUUGGGCGUAAAAACCCAGAUGGUGCAGAUCAGGGCUUUCUUACUGGCUAUUUCCCGGAUUUGCUUGACCAACCAAUGUUCCACCCACCAGUUAAUGGUAGCAAACUUGAUGGAAAUUAUCGCCUUCCUCUAGGCUAUCAGAUGGAUGCAUCUUAUUACUAUUUGAAGCUCCGCUGGAGUAUUCCGUGUGGACCGAAUAGUGUGGUUACAUUUCCAAGUGCACCAUGGAUGAAGCCAUGGUACUGGUGGUCUUGGCCAGUCUUACCUCUGGGGCUUUCUUGGCAUGAACAACGUCGUGAACUUUUAGGGUAUUCGUCGGAGAUACCGAUGGCAUUAUUCCAGGCUCUACUAUACAUUGGAGUAAUUGCAGUCAACCGACUAGCGCGGCCUAGUUUGUCAAAGCUAUGUUACAACAGAAGAAUGGAGAAAAACAUUAUGUUUUCACUCACCACGCUCAGAGUAGUGGCAGCAUGGUCCAUACUUGCAGCUUACAUCGUUCCCUUCUUCCUCAUACCCCGGACUGUCCAUCCGCUGCUAGGCUGGCCACUUUACCUGCUCGGCUCUUUCUCCCUUUGUUCACUUGUGAUCAGUGUCUUCAUCCUUCAACCCCUUGCUGUUCUCACAAUAUGGUUUGGUCUCAUCGGCACACUCUUUGUGAUGGCAUGCCCAUGGUAUAUGAAUGGUGUGGUCAGGGCAUUGGCCGUGUUUGCCUAUGCGUUUUUCUGCGCGCCGGUUGCUUGGGCAUCUCUGGUGAAGAUAAUGAGCUCCUUGCAGAACCUAAUUGAGAGGGAUGCUUACAGACUUGGAGAACCUAACCAGACGGUCGAAUUUACCAAGCUUUACUAAGGUGGGAACAACAGAUACAUAUGGUCACUUCUAGUGUCAUUCAAUUUAAUCAGCUAAUCCCAAUUUACAUUGGCAAUUCUGAUGGCCAAUUCAGUUGUACAAGUAAACCGAGUUUGGGUACUACAAAUGUUGUAACACCAACUGGAACCAUUGGAAGUUUGGAGCCCAUGAUUGUCCUCUUGGACGUGUAAAUGAUGUAUACAGUGCAGGAGAAGGGGAAAAUUGAUGCGUGUGAAAAUGUGUUUGGUGUGGUA